Lachancea fermentati is the source of this 864-nucleotide messenger RNA. Lineage: Eukaryota; Fungi; Ascomycota; Saccharomycetes; Saccharomycetales; Saccharomycetaceae. The record is from the annotation of a GenBank genome assembly.
AUGUCAACACCUACAACACCGCAACAUACAGGAGCCAAUGAGGAGAUGAACAUCGAUGAUGUUCGUGAGCUAGAUGACAGGGAUGUUCAAGAUUUAGACUUAGAUGCUGGAAUGGAGUCUUCUGUCGAACUUCCAAAAAGGAAGGCGACGGAUGAUGACGCAGAUAUGUUUGACCUUAGGGAUGACUUCAUGCCCAAAGUCAACAUAAGCUCUCCAUUUUCAUCUCAAGUGGAUGUCCAGCAGCUACAGGCGAAAGGCCAUUCUCAGAGACGGCUUUCUAUGUCACAACAAUCCAAAUUUAUCACCUAUUGUGAUGAGCGUCUAAUGGCCAUCCAGCGAAAGUUCGUUCAGUCAAGAGGCCUUACCGAAGAGAAUGGCUACAAAGGACUCGUUCCACUUUUGCAGGACAUGAAGCAAUUAUUGGACUUCAUAUGGUUUUCAAUCGAUGGCAUACCCAAUACAGAAGUUUUAAUUGAACAGGAUGUCAGCAGCGUAACUAUCAAUCAAUAUGAUGGUACAAAAUCGACUAAUAUUGGACAAACUUAUUAUCUCAUGCGCUUGGCUGACGAUUUUCUUGACUACCUCAUGAAAUUUGACUUGAAAGAGCUUGACGAAGACGAACAACAUAAUACACUGUCAAAAGUAUUCAAGUUCCUAAUUAUUUUGGACAAAAUCUUCGCUCGAUUACUUGACGGUACAGUCCCUGGCCAGACAAAGAUGGGUGGGACCGAAAUGGUGAGGCUAUCUGGCAUUGCGGAGCGUACAAGAGUGGCAUUAUCAUUAUACUUCAGUCAACAAAAGCUUCACGGGUAUCACUAUGAGAUAAGCAAAAUUUAUGAAGAAACGCUUGAAAGAUGUGCAUGA